AUGGCCACGACCAGCUCGCCAUCAUCGGCCGAUGUCAUCCAACUGCUCUCACUGGAACCUCAUCCUGAAGGCGGCUUCUAUCGCGAAACCAUGCGCGAUGAAAGCUCGACAGGCCCCAACGGCCGAGGGCUGAGCACAACAAUUUAUUUCCUCCUAGACUCCCACAGCGUCUCGCACCUGCACCGCAUGGACGCAGCGGAGAGUUGGCACUUCUACGCCGGCCAGCCGCUGAACAUUGUCGAGCUCGGCGACGACGGGCCCAAGGUCACACGGCUGGGGCCGGGCCUGAUGCAAGGCGAAAGGCCGCAGCACUUCGUUGCCGCCAACACGUGGUUUGGCAGUCGGCUCGCUGAGGGCGAUGGAUGGGCCUUGGUCGGCUGCACUGUCGCCCCGGCCUUCCUUUUCGACCAUUUCGAGCUGGGGCAGCGGCCAGCAUUGCUGCAACAAUACCCCAAAUGCAAGCAGUGGAUUCAGGCAUUGACAACGGAGGAAUGA
Messenger RNA from Neohortaea acidophila, 495 nucleotides. Its product is annotated as RmlC-like cupin domain-containing protein. The record is from RefSeq and is a predicted model, not a curated record. The transcript has a single exon. Gene Ontology annotation, cellular component: intracellular anatomical structure. Bases 1 to 495 code for a protein of 164 amino acids. Lineage: Eukaryota; Fungi; Ascomycota; Dothideomycetes; Mycosphaerellales; Teratosphaeriaceae.